This is a messenger RNA of Ctenopharyngodon idella (grass carp), 2552 nucleotides long. RefSeq names its product frizzled class receptor 2 (gene fzd2). The transcript has a single exon. Gene Ontology annotation, molecular function: Wnt-protein binding; Wnt receptor activity. The coding region runs from base 244 to 1896 and encodes 550 amino acids. Gene Ontology annotation, biological process: non-canonical Wnt signaling pathway; canonical Wnt signaling pathway. The record is from RefSeq and is a predicted model, not a curated record. Gene Ontology annotation, cellular component: plasma membrane. Lineage: Eukaryota; Metazoa; Chordata; Actinopteri; Cypriniformes; Xenocyprididae.
CCCUUCAAAGUCAGCAACAGGCAGCCCAGGGGGAGCUUGAAACAGUCUGACGGACAAAGGGGGAAAAGUCAUGUAGUCGCUUCUGCGCGCAACAGAUAUUCCUAGCAAAGUAUGCGAUUUACACUAGUUCCUGUGAGUUUAUCGAGACUUUUUGUUUUCGAUUAGCAAAUAAUAUGUCACCAAAAGCAUAGUUUGUGGACUCCCAUUGUAUUCAGUGAAAGUUAGGCGGAACUUUCCGGGACAAUGCAGGCGAGUGGAAGUUUGUGUCUGUUUUUGGCACUUAUGUUGCCGUGCUGUUUCGUGGCGUCUGGACAGUAUCACGGAGAUAAUGGAAUAGCCGUCCCCGACCACGGCUUCUGUCAGCCCAUAACCAUCCCCCUGUGCACGGACAUCGCUUAUAACCAAACCAUAAUGCCAAACUUGGUCGGACACUACAACCAAGAGGAUGCCGGGCUGGAGGUCCAUCAGUUUUACCCGCUGGUCAAGGUACAGUGCUCGCCCGAACUUAAAUUCUUCCUGUGCUCCAUGUACGCGCCAGUGUGCACAGUUUUGGAGAAAGCCAUCCCGCCAUGCCGCUCCAUUUGCGAGAGGGCAAAGCACGGCUGCGAGGCCCUCAUGAACAAGUUUGGCUUUCAGUGGCCAGAGCGGCUGAGAUGCGAACAUUUCCCGGUGCUGGGAGACGGACACAUCUGCGUGGGCCAGAACGACUCCACGGCUACGGUGGCGCCCGUUCACAUGCCCGUUCCAGGAACGCCGGGCGUUCAGCUGUUCUCUUCGCCGGACAAACCGUUCCGCUGCCCAUCAAUGCUCAAAGUGCCGUCCUACCUCAGUUAUAAGUUCCUGGGCGAGCUGGAUUGUGGUGCUCCGUGCGAGUCCUCCAGAACGAAUGGGGCCUAUAUGUUCUUCACAGACCAGGAGAUUGAAUUUGCCCGGAUUUGGAUCCUUAUCUGGUCUUCUCUUUGCUGUGCGUCCACUUUAUUUACCGUAACCACUUAUUUAGUGGACAUGCAACGUUUUAAGUACCCCGAGCGUCCUAUUAUCUUUCUGUCUGGCUGCUAUACCAUGGUGUCUAUUGCGUAUAUCGCUGGCUACUUUCUUGGGGAUAAAGUUGUGUGCAAUGAGGGCUUUUUUGCCGACAGCUAUAAAACCAUCGUUCAAGGUACGAAGAAGGAAGGGUGUACGAUUCUGUUCAUGAUGCUCUAUUUCUUCAGCAUGGCUUCUUCGAUCUGGUGGGUCAUCCUGUCUCUCACCUGGUUUCUGGCAGCGGGUAUGAAAUGGGGCCAUGAGGCUAUUGAAGCCAAUUCACAGUACUUUCACCUGGCUGCCUGGGCUGUUCCAGCUGUAAAGACUAUUAGCAUCCUGGCCAUGGGGCAAAUCGAUGGAGACGUGUUAAGUGGCGUCUGCUUUGUGGGCCUGAAUAAUCUGGAUCCCUUGAGGGGCUUCGUGUUGGCCCCCCUCUUCAUCUACCUCUUCAUCGGCACCUCUUUCCUGCUCGCGGGCUUCGUGUCGCUGUUCCGCAUCCGCACCAUCAUGAAGCACGACGGCACCAAGACCGAGAAGCUGGAGCGCUUGAUGGUCCGCAUAGGCGUCUUCUCGGUUCUCUACACCGUCCCAGCCACCAUCGUCAUUGCCUGCUUUUUUUACGAGCAGGCCUUCAGGCAGCACUGGGAGAAGAGCUGGAUCAGUACGAACUGUAAGAGCCUGGCCAUCCCCUGCCCCAUGCAGUCCUUUCCUCACAUGACCCCCGACUUCACCGUCUUCAUGAUCAAGUACCUCAUGACUCUCAUUGUAGGGAUCACUUCGGGAUUCUGGAUCUGGUCGGGAAAGACGCUGCACUCUUGGAGGAAGUUCUACACGCGUUUGACCAGUGGCGGGCAAGGGGAGACCACCGUAUGAAACGGGAGAUUGUGGUCCACGUUUUCUUGCAAUAACUGAUUUGAGUUUUCGAAUACAAAAAAAAAAAAUCCUAACAAUUACAAUAGGGUUUCAGCACUUCGUGCUUGAACCCCUAAUAAUAAAGUGCCUUUGAUUGUCAGUAUUUUGAAAGCAAUUAUACUUGUCUAUUUUCAGACUGUCAGAGACUUUUAAGUGGAAAGAGAAAUAGGAUGUGAACCACUUGGCUUCCCCAAACAAACACAACCAAUUUGAUACCAAGUGCAGAAAAGUUUUCCUCCCCCAUUCUGUUGCCCCCCUGUUUUUUCUCAUAAGCUGCUGGCCAUAAAAACUCAACUUGGAAAGUGAGAUACCAGCUGGGAAUUCAACAAACGACAGAGCAAAGAGAGCCGAGGGGGGAGGAGAGCUUGAAAACUUGUCAUCUAAUAUGGCCGGCAGUUGUGUUAAAUGUAAUUAAAACAUUGUACAUAAUAUUUGUAAAAAUCUGUAUUUGAACAUUAUUAUAUAUUUGUAUUUAUGCAAAACUAUGCUUUUUUGUGUGUUUUUCAAAGUUUGAUACUCUUCUCUGUAUUUAGAAUUAGCAGCCACUAGUCUCUCUCUCAUAUCUUCUAUACUCAUGUUUGUCUUUCUGUUUCAAAUUAAAGUUGCUGUACAUAAUA